Drosophila guanche is the source of this 2234-nucleotide messenger RNA. Its product is annotated as gastrula zinc finger protein XlCGF8.2DB. Gene Ontology annotation, biological process: negative regulation of transcription by RNA polymerase II. Gene Ontology annotation, molecular function: RNA polymerase II cis-regulatory region sequence-specific DNA binding; DNA-binding transcription repressor activity, RNA polymerase II-specific. Bases 443 to 1975 code for a protein of 510 amino acids. Lineage: Eukaryota; Metazoa; Arthropoda; Insecta; Diptera; Drosophilidae. The transcript has 7 exons. The record is from RefSeq and is a predicted model, not a curated record.
UUCUUUUUUUAUUUUUUGGUUGUUUUGUGUGAUUGCAACCCUACGCCGAAAAAGAAACAAAUCAAGCAACAAAAAUACGGAGCAAACUCAAUAGCGACAACAAAAACAUUGGCAUGUGCAAGUGCAAGGCAAUCAAAAACAACGGUAAAGGGAAGAAGUGAGAGAAGCAAACGCAACAACAGAAAUAAGAAGAGAAGAGCAGCAACCGUGAUAUUAUUUUUUGUGUAAAAAAAACCAAAGCAACAUUGUAGUUACAUAUGGACAUGCAAUCAAAUGUAAAAUUAGUAUUUGACUUUCGUGAAUCGUAACUUAUUUAAGGUGCCAAUUUGAAAGAUGAAUUAAUUUGAUUUUUGUAAAAGAAUAAAACAAAUUAAAACAGUAAACUAAAUAAAUUCCAACCGGUAACUUUAGUUGCUGGAAGAGGCGGAGGAGAAGCAGCGUCAUGGACACCAUCUGUAGACUCUGCUUCCAAACAGCAACGUUAUUCCAAGUGCCCGGCUAUAGCAUACCCACGUGCGUACGCUGCUCUGAACAGCUGACAAACAAUACAAACUUCCAUCAAGCAGUGCGGGGGGCAGAAGCCGGAUCGACUGCUGCUUCCGUAUCGGCGGCUGUUGCAGCAGCCGCUGCCGCCGCUGUCGCAUCGUCAUCGACGUCCAGUGAUAGUGACGCUGCUGCAGUGGCGCAGCAGCUGACGAACGGCAGUAAUGCUGCUGCCGUCGCUGUGCUGCAGCUACACCAGCAGCAGCAGCAUCAACAGCAACAACAAAUGCAAUCAUCGAGCUCUUCCGAGAACCUACAAUCGCAGGACGAUUCUGAAGAUGUGGAUCUGAUAUUCAAUGAGGAGGGCUCCUGUCCCCUGUGCAACAAGACGUUCUCGCGCAAAUCCUCGCUGAUGACGCACAUACGGAACCACUCAGCGGAGCGCAAAUUUGUGUGCACCUACUGCAACAAAGGCUUCACACAGGCGGCUAAUCUGCGCAAUCAUGAGCGAAUCCACACGAACGAUCGUCCCUACCCGUGCGUCGACUGUGGCAAGACCUUCACACAGAUCACGAACCUUAAUAAUCACAGGCGCCUGCACACAGGGGAGCGGCCCUUCGUCUGCAAUGAACCCGAGUGCGGACGUAGUUUUGCCCAGGUGACCAACCUCAACAACCACAUGAAGUCACAUCACAAGGUGCAGCAAUACUGCUGCAACGUAUGCAACAAGAAGUUCACGCAGGUCACCUCACUGAAUCAUCACCUGCAGGCGCAUGCGGGCGUCAGCGGCUACUUUUGUCCUCGCUGUCCCGAUAAGACCUUCAAGCUGCAGUCACAGUUGCACACGCACAUGAAGUCGCACGGACAGGCAUUCCCCUAUGAGUGUGGCAAGUGCGACGAGAAGUUCCUGCAGCAGGCCCACCUCGACCAGCACCUGAAGAUGCACGACGAGUUCAAGUUCAAGUGCGACAUCUGCCCCAGCAGCUUUAAUCAGGACUCGCUGCUGAAGAAGCAUGUGCAGCGGCAUGUUGAGGGCCGCUAUCUUAGUUGUCCGGUGGCCAACUGUACGGAAUCGUUUGCCGUACGCCAGCACCUGUCCAAGCAUUUGCUCACAAAUCACUCCCAUCACGAGCUACCGCCACCGAAGCGAUCCAAAAAGACUGUCACGUUGCAGUCGCCACAACAGCCAUUGGCGAUGAUAGGCCAGCCGCUUUCACUGCAGCACACGACGGGGCAGCGUGGACGUCCGCCGAAGAAUAAGAACAAGACGACCGGCAACUUGGCCGCCACAGCCAUUAAGAUUGAGAUUAAUGAGCCUCUACACAGCCAGCAUAUCAUCAGCAGUGCCAGUGGCCUUUCCAUCCAACAGCAGAUCAACCAGCACAUGCAACAGCAGGCGCAACAGCAGCAGCAGCAACAACAGCAACAGCAGCAGCAUCUACAUCUGUCCAUGGGUCAGGCGGUCAAGGCGCGCUUCAUACCCACCAAGUAAAUGAUAUUUGGCCUCUCCCCAUAGCCCCCCUGCACACUCCUCGCAGUUGCUUGAAACUCCUCCAGUAGCCAGCUCAAUAGCCCGAAUUAAAUAUCCUCUUCCCCAGUUUGCUAUACAUAUGUAUGGAUAUAUGUAAACAAUAGACAACACACAUAGAUACACGAUUUGUGAGUCCGGCGGCAAGCUGCUGGUUCGGUUUGGUGUCUGUCUCCCAACCGCUGCUCAACCAAAGCAAUAGACAAGCCAAAAUGCACCACAU